UCUCUGAAAGACCUAAAUCGUAUCUUUUUCGCUACCAGAGAACAGCAUUCGUCUUUGCGCAAUCGCCAAUAAAAAGUCACCGACUUCCGACAGCGUAAUGGACCAAUCUAGCCAAGUUGCCCCAUCUGGGCGUGCAGAUUCUCCUUCCACAUUGAGCGACGCCCAACAGCCGACCCCUUACCAACCCAUGGGUGAGCACGAAGUCCUCCCCCAUCUCAUAGCCAUAAAGGUCGAACCUCGUACUAAUUCAGCCUCGCCGCGCAAAAGAUCCCCAAUGCCCGCAGCCCCAGACAGAGCAGAUGGAGAUGGGCCUUCGCGGCGGUGAUGAUGGCCGCGGGCCUUGUCCCGGACGCUUCUGCUUCAUCAUUC
Molecule: messenger RNA, 369 nt
Organism: Colletotrichum phormii
Lineage: Eukaryota; Fungi; Ascomycota; Sordariomycetes; Glomerellales; Glomerellaceae
Exons: 1
Coding region: 98-325 (75 amino acids)
Source: RefSeq, a predicted model, not a curated record